This is a messenger RNA of Pelecanus crispus (Dalmatian pelican), 1212 nucleotides long. RefSeq names its product KLF transcription factor 15 (gene KLF15). The record is from RefSeq and is a predicted model, not a curated record. NCBI's taxonomy places the organism in Eukaryota, Metazoa, Chordata, Aves, Pelecaniformes, Pelecanidae. Gene Ontology annotation, biological process: regulation of transcription by RNA polymerase II. Gene Ontology annotation, molecular function: RNA polymerase II cis-regulatory region sequence-specific DNA binding; DNA-binding transcription factor activity, RNA polymerase II-specific.
AUGGUGGAUCACUUGCUGCCUACUGAUGAAUCCUUUUCAUCUACAAGAUCUUCUCUUGGAUACUUUGGGGACAUGACAGCAGGGGUGAGGUCCUACCAAAUGCUGCCCUCUCCCCUGUCAGAAGAUGAUAGCGACUCGUCCAGCUUUUGUUCUUGUUCCAGCCCUGACUCCCAGGUUCUCAGCUCCAGCUAUGGAAGCACGUCCAGUGCGGAAAGUCAGGACAGUAUCUUAGACUACUUAUUGUCCCAGGCAUCUUUGGGGAACACCGCUGCAUCAUGGUGGGACAAAAGGAGACUUCAGCCGAUAGUGAAAGAGGAGUACUUUAGGUUGCCUGAAUUUGCUGUGGAUAUGGAAGACUCAGGACCAUUUCAGCCCACGCUUGAGGAAAUUGAGGAAUUUCUGGAGGAGAACAUGGAGCUGGAGCUCAAAGAAAGACCUAAAAGUGAGACCAAGGACUUGAGAGCUUGCAGUCAAGUUUCUGUUGCUUCGCUACAGCAAAAAGACCAUAUGUUACCCAGCACUAGUUUAAAAGAGAGUAAAAAUGAACAGUUGAGCAGCUCAACGGAAGGUGGCCAAGCUUCAAAUGGAGGAAUGUCCUUGGAGAAUGGGAUACCGGUUAUGCUCCAAAUUCAGCCUGUACAGAUCAAACAGGAGUCCAACACGAGCCCCAGUUCCCAAGGACCAGCACAAGAGAACAUUAAAAUUGCACAGCUCCUAGUCAACAUCCAAGGACAGACAUUUGCCCUUGUGCCUCAGAUAGUUCAGUCAUCCAAUUUGAACUUGUCCUCUAAAUUUGUCCGCAUUGCUCCCGUCCCCAUCGCCGCCAAGCCAAUUGGGCCAGGAGGCAUGAUCCAGGGUCAGACUGGAAUCAUCAUGGGUCAGAAAUUUCAAAAGAACCCUGCAGCAGAACUCAUUAAAAUGCACAAAUGUUCUUUUCCUGGUUGUACCAAGAUGUACACGAAAAGCAGCCAUUUGAAAGCCCACCUGAGGAGGCAUACAGGAGAAAAGCCUUUUGCAUGCACGUGGCCGGGUUGUGGAUGGAGGUUCUCCAGGUCAGAUGAGCUAUCCCGGCACAGGCGUUCCCACUCGGGGGUGAAACCCUAUCAGUGUCCCGUCUGCGAGAAGAAGUUUGCUCGAAGUGACCACUUGUCCAAACACGUCAAGGUGCAUCGGUUCCCACGAAGCAACCGCUCCGUCCGCUCUGUGAACUGA